Molecule: messenger RNA, 813 nt
Organism: Cyphomyrmex costatus
Lineage: Eukaryota; Metazoa; Arthropoda; Insecta; Hymenoptera; Formicidae
Exons: 1
Coding region: 1-813 (270 amino acids)
Source: RefSeq, a predicted model, not a curated record
AUGUAUAUUUCAGACAUACCCAGAGCUCUUCAUGGUAAUUGCUACUAUUUAUUAAGCGGUUUUAUAACAAUCGUCACGCACGUCUUAAGCAGUCCACGAAUGCGUUUGCUGCAAACAAUAAUGGAUAUCUCUUCACAAUUGCCAUCGACGACAUAUAAGAAGUUAUCCAAACUGAUCCACACGAAAGAUAUUGUUAGUUUCCUUUUCGUCUUAGUAGUAAUGGCAAUAUGUUACAAUAAGCUGCAAUUUCACCCUUUACACCAAUUAUAUACAGUAUACCUCAGCUUAGUGGUAUUUCAAAUGGAUAUGCUAUACAUGAAUUGUGUUUGUAUAUUAAAAGCUUGUUUUAAGAGAAUCAACGAUAAUCUUGCGAAUCUUCGGGAACCCGUGAUGGAAGAUGUGCCGCAUCUAUUUAGACCGAGAUACCAUCAACAAGGAAAUCCAUUCCUACUAAUGGAACUCAAAGCUCUGGAAAAGCAGUAUCUAAUGAUCAGGAAUACAGUGCAUAUGUUGAAUUUGAUCUUCAGUUUGCAGCUUCUCUCUACGAUAAUCCUGACUAUUUGCGAGGUUACUUUCAACCUGUAUUUCUACAUUACGGAAUGCAUAAAUGAUGAUAACGACUUUAUGAGCAAAAUGCAGGAAGAUUUUUGGUACUGGUAUUUUCUGAUAUCCAUAGUAUAUCAAUUUUUUAAAAUGGCCUCGAUAAUAUGGGCCUGCGAGACUGGCAAGAAUCAAGCUCUUGAAAUCGGCACCACUAUUCAUAUCGUAUUUAAUAGCGUUGACGAUGAAAACGUGAAAGACGAGGUAAUGUAA